CACGACAACCGUGCUGAACGAUCACGAUGCGAAUUUUGUUCAUUGCAAACAACCCACGUAUUCUGUUCUGUGUAGUUUUAGUAGAGUUAUUCCUGCGUGCAGACUCCGCAACCGUUUUAAAAUGAAUUUUAACCCGAACAUGGACAAAACGCGCAACCGACGCAAAGGUAAAAACCAACCAGCUAUAAAAAAUAACAAAUAUAAACCCCCCCAAAACUCGUUGUACGUAGACAGCAACACGAAACUGAACAGCGGCCACCGUAACGGCGAGAACGGCCGCCAGAAGGAAGCGAACGGCGGCCGUCCACGCAACCGCACCGUAUUCACCAACUCCCGCAGCUCGCUGGUCAGCGACGACUACUCGAGGGACUUGGUGAAGUUCGAUGGCGGCGCGUGGCCCAACUACGUGCCCCGUCCCAUCACCGUGCGCAACUUCCACACCGACGACAGCAUCGACCUGUUCAACGACGAUGCCUGCAACAUGGGCACCACCAUCACCCCGCACGGCGUCAUCUCGAUGCGCCUGCACGACCGCAUCCGCAUCGACAUAUCGCUGGACCGGGCCAUACGCAUCGUCAAUCUACGCAAUAACAUCAUACUGGCGUUGAACGCGAGCGGCAGCUCUUCAGGCUUGUUGCAUCCGAACGGCAGAAUCUUUCAGUACGGCUCUAGGGUGGAAAUACUGGCUCACGGCGGUCAGGGCAACAACAAAUACGCCAAGAUGUGGUACAAGGGCGUGAGCUUCACCAGCGACCAAUGCGCUCUGGUUUAUCUGGUCGACUCGGCCGGCACCAGAACGACUACCGACUCCUUCAGCGACCUAUCGACCGAUUUUACCAUGGGUGUUUUUAUGGAUGAUUCCCCUUAUGCCGAGGCCCAGGGCUCGCACCUGAUCCAGGAGGCUGUCGGCAUCCUACAGUCCGCCUCGUAUUGGGUAACCGACGACAACACCGACAACUGGAACAUAAACAACGUCAGAGUCUCACAGACUCCCGACGGAUUGGUCAGAGUUGGAAGAAAUAAUAACAAGUACACGUUGCGUACUUCGCCGUCGAACGGCUCAGCUUCGAUCUCGUCGCCGUACAUGCAUUGCACCGGAUCGCUGGGACAGACCAGACACCUGUUCGUGCGUCGUGGAGAACGUCGCAUGCACUAUGACGGUCUGACGUUCAUCGUACGUAACGCCGGACAUUCGGCCGGUUUCGACGAUAAGCACCAGCUUAAAGUUUACUGAGGCCCUCGUCGGUUUUUUGGUUUUUUUUGUUUUAAAUAAUUUUUAUUGUCUCUCUCGUAUAUGAUUGAUUGAUAUAUAUAUAUAAAUAACGAUAGGACGAUUGAUAAUAGUAUACCCAUAAUAGUAGUAGAUUUGAAAAGCCGUGAUAAAGUGUAGGUGCCACAGGAAUUAAGGCGGUGGUUUAGUUGGUAAUGAGUAAUUUGAUUGUAUCCAAGGAUUGCAUUGAAUAAAGUGGUGUGUUCUUUAUUAAA
Aethina tumida (small hive beetle) is the source of this 1485-nucleotide messenger RNA. RefSeq lists its product as uncharacterized. The coding region runs from base 122 to 1234 and encodes 370 amino acids. The transcript is spliced from 4 exons. The record is from RefSeq and is a predicted model, not a curated record. NCBI's taxonomy places the organism in Eukaryota, Metazoa, Arthropoda, Insecta, Coleoptera, Nitidulidae.